AUGACUUCAAUAGAUGGCGCCGGACACCUCCUGUCCCUCAAAGUGAUGCGCGUAUCGCGACCUGCGCUCGCGACGGCCUGGGAGCCCUUCUACUCCUCCUCGCCCUCCUUCUCCUCCCACUCCACCGCCUCCGUCCUCUCCCUCCAAGGCAAAACACCCUUACCAGGCCAUCCAAAAACCCUACGCGACCUAACAAACGCAUCCGAGCUCCUCACGCUCCCCGCCGCGUUCGGCGCCAUCCAGCUCGGCGAGACCUUCUCCGGCGCUUUGGCGGUGAACAACGAGACCGCGAGCGCCGUGGACGGCGUGUUACUGAGGGUGGAGAUGCAGACGGCGAACAAUAAAGUCGUGUUGGCGGAGAUUGGCGGGAAGAGCGAGGUGUUGAGCGCCGGGGAUACGCUGGAGACUGUUGUGCAGCAUGAGAUCAAGGAGCUGGGGCAGCAUGUGCUGGCGUGUACUGUUACGUAUAAGCUGCCGCCCGGGUCGAGGGUGCCGGCGAGUGGCGAGGGGGGCGAUCCGAGUGUGCAGUCGUUUAGGAAGUUCUACAAGUUCGCCGUAACGAACCCGCUGUCGGUCAAGACGAAGGUCCACGUCCCGCGCGCCCCCUCCGCCACCCUCUCCCGCGCACAGCGCGACAAAGUGUUCCUGGAGAUCCACAUCCAAAACACGACGCCCGAGCCCAUGUCCUUCGAGCGCAUCCUCCUCGACCCCGCCCCCGGCUGGUCCCUCGACUCCUCCCCCUCCUCCUCCUUCGCCCCCACCCAAGACAAGCUCUUCUCCGGCGCCAACGCGCUGAUGCAGCCGCAGGACGCGCGGCAGUACGUCUAUGUCCUCAGUCCGCUCGAGGAGAGCACGUUCUUCGUGCCGCCCGAGCCCGGCGCUGUUAUCCAGCUCGGCAGGCUGGAUAUCUCGUGGAGGUCGGCGUUUGGCGAGCCGGGGCGGUUGCUGACUUCCAUGCUCUCGCGGCGUAUACCCCUCAUAUCGCCCACCCCACCCGCACCCGCACCCCAACCGCACGCACCAACCGCCUCCCGCCCCCAACCCGGCUCCGCCCUCCCCCUGCACCUCCAACGCUCAGCAUCCAUCGCAUCCGCGCCACCCGCCCGACCCGGAAGCCCCGGCCCGUCCAUCCCGGUCCCAUAUACACCUGCAUCGCCGCGCUCGCGCACGAUGUCGAUAUCGCCCCGGCCUGGCACGCCCGGGACGGCGUCGAGUACGACUGCUGUGAGUGUGGGUGGGCCUACGCCGGUUCCUGUUGCGCCGGUCGAGCCGCUUGAGCUCGAGCUGGUGUCGCUCGAUGCGCCGCGCGAGGCGUCGACCGAUACGCCGCUUAACCUGCGCUUCGCGCUCGGCGCGCUGUCCCCCGCAUCCCUCGGUCGUCGCACAAUAACGCUCGCAGUCCAACACGUCCUCCCCACACCGUCCGCCCCGCCUCCACGUCCUCUCUCGACCACAGUACCAGCGAGAUCGCCGAACUCGAGCUCGAUCUCGCUCGCCAAGAGCCCAAGACCGACGCACGGGCAGCUGGGAUCGGGAUCGGCGGGGUCGGUGCAGCUUACGAGGGCGAUGUCGUUGCCCGUGGGCAAUGGCGCGGGUGUGGCUGAGGAUCGGGGUCCAGUGUCGGCUGAUUUUGCGAGGGCGGGGUUCGCGUCCGAAGGUGGAUCUGCGCUUUCGUUGCUCCCUCCUCCCAAAUCCACCUCUUCGACUUCCACUUCAACGACCACACCUGGUCCUGGAUCCGCAUACGCACCCGGACCCAGCCCGUCCUCCGCCCAGCCGCUCGGCCCGUCCGUCCAAAUUCUACCCCCUCUAACGCUCGAAGAAGGCAAGCCCGGCUGGGCCGAGUUCGAGAUGAGCUGGAUGCCUGUGCGACGCGGGCUCGUGCAGGUCGGCGGGGUGCGGGUUUUGGUGGUUGAGGAUGUGACUGACGGGAAAGAAGGGAGGGAGGGGAAGGAGGGCGGGGGAGGGCCGCGGGUUGUGCGGGAGUGGGAUGUUGUUGGGGAGGUGUGGGUUUCGUGA
Peniophora sp. CBMAI 1063 is the source of this 2019-nucleotide messenger RNA. Lineage: Eukaryota; Fungi; Basidiomycota; Agaricomycetes; Russulales; Peniophoraceae. The record is from the annotation of a GenBank genome assembly.